This is a messenger RNA of Quercus lobata, 1173 nucleotides long. RefSeq names its product polygalacturonase-like. The coding region runs from base 1 to 1173 and encodes 390 amino acids. The transcript has 4 exons. Gene Ontology annotation, biological process: carbohydrate metabolic process. Lineage: Eukaryota; Viridiplantae; Streptophyta; Magnoliopsida; Fagales; Fagaceae. Gene Ontology annotation, molecular function: polygalacturonase activity. The record is from RefSeq and is a predicted model, not a curated record.
AUGGCUAAGCUUACUUUCUCUCGUGUUUUUCUCUUCAUUUUCUUCAUAUCCUUCUUUGUUCAAUCAUCAAACGCAGCCUAUAAUGUGAUCAGUUUUGGUGCAAAGCCAGAUGGAAAAACUGAGGCAACAGAAGCAUUCCUCAAGGCAUGGCAAUCAGCUUGUAACUCAGCCAUAGCCUCCACCAUUUACAUCCCAAAGGGAAGGUUCUUGCUAAAAGCAACUGUUUUUAGAGGGCCAUGCAAGAACAGAAUUACAGUUAAGAUUGAUGGAACACUUGUGGCUCCAACAGACUAUCGUGCACUUGGGAAUUCAGGGUACUGGAUUUUGUUCAUUAAGGUUGAUAGAGUUGCAGUUUAUGGUGGCGCUUUGGAUGCAAAGGGAGCUGGCUUUUGGGCUUGCAGGAAUUCUGGAAAAAGUUGCCCAGUUGGUGCUAGGUCAAUAACAUUCAAUUGGGCAAACAAUAUUGUGGUCAGUGGCUUAACGUCGAUCAACAGUCAGCUUACUCACCUUGUAAUCAACAGCUGCAACAAUGUGGUGGUCCAAAAUGUGAAGCUUAUCGCUCCCGACCUAAGCCCAAACACAGAUGGCAUUCAUGUGCAGACCUCGACCGGAGUUACAAUCAAGGGAAGCACCAUGCAAACUGGAGACGAUUGCAUAUCAAUCGGUCCAGGCACAAACAACUUGUUGAUGAGCAACAUUAAAUGUGGCCCUGGUCAUGGUGUAAGCAUUGGUAGCUUGGCCAGGGAACUCAACGAAGCUGGCGUCCAAAAUGUAACGUUAACGAAUGCAGUAUUCACUGGAUCAGACAAUGGAUUAAGGAUCAAGUCAUGGGCCAGGCCCAGCAAUGGGUUUAUUCGGAACAUUCUUUUCCAAAACAUUGUUAUGAGAAAUGUUGAGAACCCCAUAAUCAUUGAUCAGAAUUAUUGCCCUGACAACCAAGGUUGUCCUCUACAGAGCUCGGGUGUGAAGAUUAGUGAAGUGACAUAUAGAAAUAUACAAGGCACAUCAGCUACAGCAGAGGCUGUGACAUUUGAUUGCAGUCCAAGUAGUCCUUGCAGAGGGAUCAAAUUGCAAGACAUCAAGCUUACUUACAACACUAGGGCAACAACAUCAUCAUGUAAGAACAUUGGUGGAACAAGCAGUGGAGUACUCGUGCCAGAGAGUUGCCUAUAA